GCUUCAGAUCAUCAUGAAUCUUCUUCUAUGCCAACUAUAAUCUCAAUUCAUCAUUCUCCAAAUCGGAAUACUUAUGGCUACAUCUACAUUUCGAUCAAGGAAAAACUUAACAUUAAACAACUUCACAUCAACGGUACCUCCUCCUUCUCCCAUUCCCACCGCUAGAGGUUCUCGUUCCGCUUCAAACACUCUCUUCACAGAUUACCUCAAUCGAACUCUCAAGAUCCCCGAUCUCUCCUUCCCUGACUACCUCCACCGUUCCCUUCCUCUCGCGGUUGAUCGUCAAUCAAUCAUCUCUCAAAAUCACGAUUCUAUCAAACUUCUUCUCAGAUCCGCAGCAGAAUUCGGUAUCUUCCGUGUCAGUGGCCACGGCAUUUCCACAGAAGAGCUCCGAUCCGUUCUUCACGACGCGGAUGACAUAUUUCUCAUUCCUGACGCAAGAAGAAAUCGUAAGUGUUAUCUAAGUCACGGUUCCUCAGAUGAAUUUCUAUGGCCGCGGUUUGAGAAUGCAGCCGCAAAGAAGAUCAUCGGUUCCUCCAAGUAUCGCACAUUCAGUUUGAAGAUUAACAAAGUAGCACAAGAACUUAACCUGAUUGCAGAGGAAUUAGCUCAAGUCAUAUCAGAUAGUUCUACAACAAAGAAAAUGAUUCAACAUGAGAUUCAAUCUGUUUUCAGUAUACACAGAUGGAACGACAACAAAUCGGUUUCCAUUGAUGAAGAAAGUGAAUCAACUCAUAACUACAGUAUAAGUCUUCAUCUUCCUGUCGAUGAACGCGAAUUUCCAGUUCAUUCUCAUCGAGGACGUUUAUCCUUCACCGCUAGUCCAGAUGCAAUAAUCGUCACAGUAGGAAAACAACUAGAGGAUUGGAGCAAUGGAGAAUUCAAACAAGCAUUCAUGGAGUUUCCUGAAGAACCAAAUCUGAAUAGGAAUUUGCCUACUUACUCAAUUGAAUUCAAAUGUUCUCCAUCUGCUUUUACUCAAGGGUUUGGAAACAUUCAUAAGAAAAUCUCUUUACCUAAUCAAAUACUACUUCUUCUUCUUGUAUUAGUAUUAUACCAAACUAUACUCCAAUUUGUAUUUUGA
Messenger RNA from Impatiens glandulifera, 1084 nucleotides. RefSeq lists its product as uncharacterized. The coding region runs from base 74 to 1084 and encodes 336 amino acids. The transcript is spliced from 3 exons. Lineage: Eukaryota; Viridiplantae; Streptophyta; Magnoliopsida; Ericales; Balsaminaceae. The record is from RefSeq and is a predicted model, not a curated record.